UAUUUACAUAAUGAAAGGAAUGGAGUGGGCUGGGCUGCCCAGGAGGAAGGACAGUCUCUCUCUUUUUUCCCCCCCUCUCCUUGGAGUAUCGGGAUGAUUGCUCAAACUCCCAAGAAGGUGGCAAGGACUGGAGAGAGGGUAGGGAUGGGAGCAAGGAGGAGAGGGAGGAACCCGGAGAGCGGAUGGUAGAAAAGAGAGAGGGAGGCGGAAUGGAAGAGAGCACAGUGGUGAGGGAAGUUAGACCCAGGGAUGGAAUGGUGAAGUGGGAGAGGAACAAACCCAUGGGGAGAGACGGAACCACCAGGAAGUGUAUCUAAAGGAGACAGAGGUGGAAGGAAGAGUACGGUCGGAUCUCUGGAUGCUCUUGACCUUCCCAUGUGUGGUACAUGGGGAUUCGCCCGCCUGAUCUUUGCUCCACUGGUAUCCCCAGAGGGAGACCUGUAUUGGUUCAAGUGAGAGAGACGCUUCCUUGGGGACUGUUCUCGAGACCACUGACUGAAAAGUUUCCAGGUCAGAUUUGACUGAGAGGAGCCCAGGGUCACCAGGACCCGAGGGCUGCGUCGUCUCCCUUUUUUAUUUCCUGGUGGACCUUUCGGUGCCAAGAUGGAUCCCUUGCUGGGCGUGAAGAUCGGCUGCUUGGCGGGCCUGCUGGUGGUCCCGCUGCUGUGUGGACUCAUCCCAGCCCAAGUCCAGUGGUUCCAGAUUAACAUGGCCAGAGGAAAGCAUCGGCGCAUCCUUAGCUUUAUAGGCUGUUUCGCAGCUGGAGUGUUCCUCGGGGCCUGCAUUAUGCACAUGGUGGCUGACGCAUUGGGGGACAUCAAAUCGGAAAUAGAAAAGCGCCAGCAACAGGGAGCUCUUGUCCUGAAACAGAAUACUACUUCUGAAGGUGAUGAUUCUGAGGGAUACCCAUUCGGAGAACUCAUCAUCUCUUUCGGCUUCUUCCUGGUGUUUUUCAUUGAGAGCGUGGUACUGUCCUGCUGCCCUCGGGCCGUCCAUUCGCACGGCGACCCCGAAGCCCACGAUGACCCUAAGGGCAUGCCCGAGUCACACAGCUCCUUCCGGGCAUUCGUGCUCUUCCUCUCGCUCUCCUUCCACUCCAUCUUCGAAGGCCUGGCCAUCGGCGUGCAGAAGGAGGACACGGGUGCCAUUCAGCUCUGCCUGGCCGUGCUGAUCCACAAGGCCAUUGUGGCCUUCAGCCUGGCCCUGAAGCUGGUGCAGAGCGGCACCGAGCCCCGGUGGAGGCUUCUGUACCUGGUGGUCUUUGCCCUCAUGUCCCCAGCCGGGAUCGCGAUCGGCAUUGGGGUGUCCCUCUCCGACAGCGAUGGAAGCGGCCUGGCCCAGGCGGUGCUGGAAGGGGUGGCGGCCGGGACCUUCCUUUACGUCACUUUCCUGGAGAUCCUGCCCUACGAACUGCGCUCACACGAAAGCCCUCUCGUCAAGUUCUCCUUCAUUGGCUUUGGCUUCUUUAUCAUGGCCGUCAUUGCCAUCUGGGCAUGAAAAGACUUCCUGAGCUAGGGUUAUCGUCGUGGAAAUCCCAUCACUCUUUCUAGGACAAAAAAAAGGAGAAACUCCUUAAGAUAAGCCAAGAAGCAAAAAUUCAAGGGAAGAGAACACAGUGGAUCGAGAGACAAAGAUACCAUAUUAGCCAGUACCACCUUCCCCUGAGUUCACGGAAGUCCGUCACUGACACUUUAAUCCAUCAGCACCGUUGUCAGCCGAUUGGACCAAGAGACCUACGUGAGCAAUCCUGUGUCCCGUGGAGUCUUUGUGAGAGUGCAUGUACAAAAGGGGGAGUUCUGUUUGAAAAGAGCUCUCGGUCCAGUACAGGAUAGCGAAUAGUAGAAGGAAUAAAGAUAAUGCGCUGGUGUUCAGUGUGUGGGU
Molecule: messenger RNA, 1881 nt
Organism: Gekko japonicus
Lineage: Eukaryota; Metazoa; Chordata; Lepidosauria; Squamata; Gekkonidae
Gene: SLC39A2
Product: solute carrier family 39 (zinc transporter), member 2
Exons: 4
Coding region: 604-1497 (297 amino acids)
Biological process (GO): zinc ion transmembrane transport
Cellular component (GO): plasma membrane
Molecular function (GO): zinc ion transmembrane transporter activity
Source: RefSeq, a predicted model, not a curated record